AUGAAGAUUGAAGGGAGGACGUUUGUGGUUUCUGGGGGUGCGUCAGGCCUGGGAAGAGCUACGGUACGACAACUUGUAGAUAGAGACGGUUACGUUGCGAUCCUUGAUAUGAACGAAGAGAGCGGUAAAGCCUUAGUCCAAGAGCUCGGCUCUAGUUCCACCAGGUUCUUCCAAGCAGAUGUAUCAGAUACAGAAAGCAUAGCAGCAGCUGUCAAGGGCACGAAGUCGUGGGUCCAGCAGACCGGCAAAGAGAUAGGAGGCAUCAUAGCGGCUGCAGGAGUAUCCACACCCGCGAAGAUCAUUGAUCGUCAUGGGGAUCCUUUCGAUAUUAAAAGCUUUGAUUUUGUUGUGAAUAUCAAUGUGAGGGGGUCUAUAGAUCUAGUGAGGCAGCUAUUGCCACAUAUGAUCAAGGUGGAACCCGAGGCCCUAGAUGGUGAAAGAGGUGUGGUGCUGCUCGUUAGUUCAUCUGCGGCGUUCGAUGGGCAGCCGGGUCAGGUCUCUUAUGCAGCGUCAAAAGGAGCAUUGGCAUCACUGACCCUACCGUUGACAAGAGAUCUCGCAAAAUACGGAAUCAGAGUCGUUACCAUUGCACCAAGUCUUUUCGACUCUGGUAUGACUGCUCUGAUGAGCGACAAAGUAAGGGCAAGUUUGACCCGGGUCAUGGAAUUUCCGCUCAGACCAGGAAAACCCGAUGAAUUUGCAAGAAUUGUAAGAGAGGGCAUAGAAAACUCUAUGCUGAACGGCGUGGUUAUUCGGCUUGAUGGUGGAAUGAGAAUGCCGAGCAAAAUGUAG
Letharia columbiana is the source of this 792-nucleotide messenger RNA. RefSeq lists its product as uncharacterized. NCBI's taxonomy places the organism in Eukaryota, Fungi, Ascomycota, Lecanoromycetes, Lecanorales, Parmeliaceae. The transcript has 3 exons. The record is from RefSeq and is a predicted model, not a curated record. The coding region runs from base 1 to 792 and encodes 263 amino acids.